AUGAACGCAAACUGUCUACUCAGACGGCCUGUGGGCUGUCUGAAGACAGCGCUCCGUCAGACGCGCCACCAGAGACUGCUCACCCGGUCCAUGGCCACCGCCGUCGAGAAGCCUAAAGCACCACCAAAAGGCUCUGCUCGGGCACAACCACCCUUCAAACUCCCCAAGCCGGCAAGAUUCCGACCCGAAGGCAAGCCCUUGUUCUACGUCUGGCCGCAAGUCGAAACCAUCCGCUCCACCCACAAGAACCCCAUGCCCGAGCUCGACGCCAAGCAGCGCGCGACCCUCGACCCGACCGGCGCCCGAACCCGCCUCUUCGACAUCACCCGGCCCGACGCCGCCAAGGUCGGCGACGUCCUCAUGGUCACCACGAAAUCCGGCGAGCCCUUCUCCGGCGUGUGCAUCAGCAUCCGCCGCCGCGGCGUCGACACGGCCAUCCUCGUGCGCUCGCAGCUGAUGAAGGUCGGCGUCGAAAUGUGGUACAAGAUCUACUCGCCCACCGUCAUCGGUAUCGAUAUCGUCUGGCGCAGGCCCAAGCGCGCGAGGCGUGCUCGUCUCACGUACAUGCGCAAGCCGAAGCAUGACAUGGGCAACGUCGAUCACCUCGUCUAUGCUUGGAAGAAGGAGAGAUACGGCAUGCGUGCGAGGGCGAAGGGACAGGUUGGUUCGAGGUUCGAGAAGGAGCAGAAGUGA
Colletotrichum aenigma is the source of this 693-nucleotide messenger RNA. RefSeq names its product 54S ribosomal protein subunit img1. Gene Ontology annotation, biological process: translation. NCBI's taxonomy places the organism in Eukaryota, Fungi, Ascomycota, Sordariomycetes, Glomerellales, Glomerellaceae. The transcript is spliced from 2 exons. Gene Ontology annotation, cellular component: ribosome; mitochondrial large ribosomal subunit. The record is from RefSeq and is a predicted model, not a curated record. The coding region runs from base 1 to 693 and encodes 230 amino acids. Gene Ontology annotation, molecular function: structural constituent of ribosome.